AUGCCAGUUGCAUUGAACGGAUCCGUGCCGUUACCCUCGGUGCGCGUCUACACCAGCGUCACGGUACUGCUGAUGUCGGCCUGCCUCUAUUACGCACUCAUCAUGACCAGUGACCCCAACUGGAGGCAACACACGAACAUGACGAGCACGGCGGGGACGGCCACUGCAGCCGCAACAGCAGCCACCAACACACCCAACACACCGACCGGUGUACCGUCACCCGGUGGACCGGCCGGUGUACUGGACGGUGCCGUCGAGGGUGCUGGUGGUAAGCUGGAGGUGGGUGCCGGCACCGGUGCAUCCUUGCUGUCGGUGAAGGAAAUCGACACGCUCGAGGAAAAAAUCCUAGCCGCAGCGGACCUGUCCGAUCUGCGGCAAAUGCUGCGGGGAACCGACGGAACCGAGGACGACCCGCAGGAGGAAGGUGACGACGAGCGGUGGCUGGUGGUGGGGAACGAUACGCGAACGCUCGGUGCGUACCUGAAGGAUACGGUGUCGUUUAUGGCGACCGAACCAUUCUGCAUUUGGACAUUAAUCAACACCGCGUACUGCUGCCUGAUACUGCUCGGCAAAUCGAUACAGAAGUUCGUCUUCGGUGAGCUGCGGAUAUCCGAACAGCAGCACAUGAAAGACAAAUUUUGGAACUUCAUCUUUUACAAGUUUAUCUUCGUGUUUGGCGUCGUUAAUGUGCAGUAUUUGUAUGAGGUCAUACUGUGGGUGUCGUGGUUCUCGGCUCUGGGAUUCCUACACCUGCUGUCCCAGCUCAGUAAAGAUCGGUUCGAGUAUCUGUCCUUCUCGCCAACAACUCCAGGAUGGUCACACUUCCGGCUGAUCUCGCUGCUCGUUGCCAUCCUCACCUUGUCCGGCCUGAUGGUGAUGAUUUCGAUCGGUGUCGGUGUAUUCUUCGGUGGCUUCAAUACGUUCGCGUUCAUGGCGGCGGAGUGCAUCUUGUUGGGAAUACGCACGCUGCACGUAUUGAUACGGUACGGCAUGUUUUUGCACGAUAUGCGCCAGGGUGGAAUCGCGAAUGAAUCCAUCUCGUGGGAUAAACGCGGUCCAGUAGCAUAUUAUAUUGAGCUUUCGUUCGAGGUGGCCGCCUUGAUCGUGGAGCUGGUACAUUAUCUGCACAUGAUGCUGUGGAGCAACAUUUUCCUGUCGAUGGCAAGUCUGGUGAUACUGAUGCAGCUGCGCUAUCUGCUCAACGAAAUCCAGCGCAAGAUCAAGAAGCAUCGCAACUAUCUGUGGGUGUUGAACCACAUGGAGAAGAGCUACCCUUUGGCAACGAGCGACGACUUGAAGCAGAACUCGGACAACUGUGCCAUCUGUUGGGAGAAGAUGGAAACAGCAAGAAAGUUACCUUGUGCCCAUCUGUUCCACAACUCCUGUCUACAGUCCUGGCUGGAACAGGACACCUCCUGUCCCACGUGUCGUUUGGGACUGAGCGUUCAUCAAAACGGUGGUCCACGGGGCAGUCCACUGAUACCGGAUGACAUCCGUAUCGAUGAUCAGGACGGAGCGGUCGGGGGAGGUGGUGGUCGUACGGCCAAUAAUCAUUUCUUCCACUUCAACGGUUCACGUUACGUGUCCUGGUUGCCGAACUUUUCCGUCGAAGUGACACACAUCAACAAUAUGCUGCGUCCAUCGGAAACGCUUCCGAUCGCGGCAGCCGCUGUGGGUAAUCAUACGUCGCAGGUGCGAAACAUGGCACGUCACGUACAGGAGAUGUUUCCGCGGUAUCCCCUAUCCGUGCUGAUCGGUGAUCUGCAAAUUUCGCGCUCGAUCGAGGUAACGAUUGACAAUAUCCUUGAGGGACGCCUGCAGGUUCCGGCGAACACUCCCGAAGAUGAUGACGAGGAGACAGUGGGGGUGGGAAGCGGUAUCGGUGGUACCGGUUCCAUCAACAUGAGUAGUACGAUCGACGAGGACAAUGAUGAUGAUGAAUUGUCUGGGGAGCUCUCGCAUCGAUCACUUCCAAAUUCAUCUUCAGGAUCGUCGUUAUCGUCAUUGUCCUCACCACCCGGAUACGAGGUGGAACGUGGCACCAAUAUUUUCGGCAGUUACGAUACUCUCCUGCGUGAUGAUACUAUAGAGGAGACUACACCGACCACGACCAUCCCGCUUGGGGACCGUUUCUCCAAAAGUCCAGAAGAGCGAGAAAAAAUACUACAGCGUCGAAAGGAGCAGCUACUCGCACUGGCUCGAAGAAGAUACUUGGAGAAGAAUAAAUCCGAGCUAAAUCAUCAAGCGUCCACGUCUGCGAGCGGUUGUUCGUCUUCCUCCAGCAGUGUUCGGCAUCGAAACAAAAGCUGUAUGGAAACGACUACGAGUACUAGCAGGGAAAGUCCUAGCGGCAGUGGAAGCAACCUGUCAACACUGAACCUGUCCUUAUCAUCGAACCAUCAUCAGCCGCGGCAAUCGACGGAACAGCUGGAUCAGGUGCAGCAGCAGGAGCAACAUUCGGAUAGCAGUUUUUAA
This is a messenger RNA of Anopheles marshallii, 2475 nucleotides long. Its product is annotated as E3 ubiquitin-protein ligase AMFR-like. Gene Ontology annotation, biological process: protein K48-linked ubiquitination; endoplasmic reticulum unfolded protein response; ubiquitin-dependent protein catabolic process. The coding region runs from base 1 to 2475 and encodes 824 amino acids. The record is from RefSeq and is a predicted model, not a curated record. Gene Ontology annotation, cellular component: cytosol; endoplasmic reticulum; ubiquitin ligase complex. Gene Ontology annotation, molecular function: ubiquitin binding; ubiquitin protein ligase activity. NCBI's taxonomy places the organism in Eukaryota, Metazoa, Arthropoda, Insecta, Diptera, Culicidae. The transcript has 9 exons.